Messenger RNA from Trichosurus vulpecula (common brushtail), 2390 nucleotides. RefSeq names its product component of oligomeric golgi complex 8 (gene COG8). The transcript has 6 exons. Gene Ontology annotation, biological process: intra-Golgi vesicle-mediated transport; N-terminal protein amino acid modification; peptidyl-methionine modification. Lineage: Eukaryota; Metazoa; Chordata; Mammalia; Diprotodontia; Phalangeridae. Bases 12 to 1916 code for a protein of 634 amino acids. The record is from RefSeq and is a predicted model, not a curated record. Gene Ontology annotation, cellular component: mitochondrion; COG complex. Gene Ontology annotation, molecular function: peptide deformylase activity.
GAAGCAUCGAAAUGGCCGCGGUGGCGGCCGGCGGGGCUGCCGCGGCGGCGGCGCUGGGCGAGGUGGAGGAUGAGGGUCUCCUGGCCUCGCUGUUCCGAGACCGGUUCCCGGAGGGUCAGUGGCGCGAGCGGCCCGACGUGGGGCGCUACCUGCGCGAGCUGAGCGGCUCGGGGCUGGAGCGGCUGCGGCGGGAGCCCGAGCGGCUAGCGGAGGAGCGGGCGCAGCUGCUGCAGCAGACGCGGGACUUGGCCUUCGCCAACUACAAGACCUUCAUCCGCGGCGCCGAGUGCACCGAGCGCAUCCACCGCCUCUUCGGGGACGUGGAGGCCUCCCUGGGCCGCCUGCUGGGCCGCCUGCCCAGCUUCCAGCAGAGCUGCCGGAACUUUGUGAAGGAUGCAGAAGAGAUUGGUUCUAACCGCCAUAUGAAUACUUUGACCCUGAAUCGGCACACAGAGAUUUUGGAAAUCUUGGAGAUCCCUCAGUUAAUGGACACCUGUGUUCGAAAUAGCUACUAUGAGGAGGCUCUUGAGCUUGCAGCCUAUGUGCGCAGACUGGAAAGAAAAUAUUCUACCAUCCCUGUUAUCCAGGGCAUUGUUAAUGAGGUCCGUCAGUCUAUGCAAUUGAUGCUCAGCCAGUUGAUCCAACAACUUCGAACCAAUAUCCAGCUCCCUGCCUGUCUCCGAGUUAUAGGUUAUCUUCGUCGAAUGGACAUUUUCACAGAGGCUGAGUUGCGAAUCAAAUUCUUACAGGCGCGAGAUGCAUGGCUCCGUUCUAUCCUGACCUCCAUUCCCAAUGAGGAUCCUUAUUUUCAUAUCACCAAGACCAUCGAGGCAUGUCGUGUCCACCUUUUUGACAUCAUUACACAGUACCGUGCCAUAUUUUCUGAUGAGGACCCGUUGCUACCUCUGGCUGCCGGUGAGCCCUCGGUGAACGAGAGUGCUAUCUUCCAUGGCUGGGUGUUGCAGAAGGUUUCGCAGUUCCUGCAGGUGUUGGAGAGCGACCUUCAGCGUGGAGGCGGUAGCCGCCUGGACUCACUGCUCGGCCAGUGUAUGUACUUUGGGCUCUCCUUCAGCCGAGUAGGGGCUGAUUUUCGGGGUCAGCUUGCACCUGUGUUCCAGCAGGUUGCUUUGAAUACUUUCAAGAAAGCAGUUCAAGAAGGUGUAGAGAAGUUUCAGGACGAAAUGAACUCCUAUACUCUUAUUUCUGCUCCCGCUGCGCUGCGGAGCACGAUUCCUGCUGCCGUCCCUGUGACUCAGCCUGGAACCUUGCAGCCCCCCAUGGGACUGCUGGAUUUUCCACCGCUGGCUUGUUUCCUCAACAACAUUCUGGUUGCGUUCAAUGAUUUGCGUCUCUGUUGUCCUGUGGCUCUGGCUCAGGAUGUGACUGCCUCUUUAGAAGAUGCCCUUGGCAAGGUAACAAAAAUAAUACUGGCCUUUCACCGGGCAGAGGAGGCAGCCUUCAGCAGCCGGGAACAAGAGCUCUUCGUCCAGUUCUGCACUGUUUUCCUGGAAGACUUGGUUCCUUACCUAAAUCGCUGUCUCCAAGUCCUCUUCCCGCCGACCCAGAUAGCACAGAUUUUGGGUGUUCCACCCACUCAGCUCUCCAAGUUUGGAAACCUUGGACAUGUCAAUAUCCAAGUCAUCCAGGAGCCCUUGGCUUUUAUCUUGCCAAAGAGAGAGGCAGUUUUCCUAUUGGAUGAGAAGGGACUGGAACAAGAGAUCAUAGCUCCAGCUCUAGAACCUACAGAACAGGAACCCAGGUUGAAUGAAAAUGGAGAAUCUGUGGUGUGGCAGGCCAGUGGGUGGCUUGCUCGGAUUAUACAGCAUGAGAUGGACCACUUGCAAGGCUGUCUCUUCAUUGACAAAAUGGACAGCAAGACUUUUACAAAUGUACGGUGGAUGGAAGUAAAUGAUUGAAGUCCUCAUCUUCAGAGCAAAUUCUGAAAAAGCAUCUUUCAGUAGUUAUAACUUUAGGCCAGCCAUGUCUGAAGUAAAUGAUGUGCUUGGCCUACAUUCUGUUGAUCACAGUGGUUAGUAAUUUAUGUACUGAUUCAGGGAACAUCUAUAAUGAAAUUAGUGCUGUGGGCAAAAUAUUUGACCUCCACUUUUGAAAAGGAAUAAUUAUUGCUUAGAGGUAAUUUAAUAAAAGAGACAAUGGAUAGUAUAUAAAAGGCUCACCUUAGAUUAGGAAAACCUGGGUGAGUCUUGGCUCUGAAAAUAUAGCCGCUGUUUGACCAAGAGCAAGUCGUAUAAAUGCUUAAACACUCUAAGCUGAGAAACAGACACAUUUCCCAUAGGCUUCGGUGGAAGAGUUUUCUGCACUGGGAGCUCCCCAAUCAAUAAAAUUGUAAUUCCAAACAAAAUAAAAAUAAACUUAUUGAGUAGACAGUA